Messenger RNA from Megalobrama amblycephala (Wuchang bream), 1201 nucleotides. Its product is annotated as olfactory receptor 52J3-like. The transcript has 2 exons. Bases 237 to 1175 code for a protein of 312 amino acids. Gene Ontology annotation, molecular function: olfactory receptor activity; G protein-coupled receptor activity. Gene Ontology annotation, biological process: G protein-coupled receptor signaling pathway. Gene Ontology annotation, cellular component: membrane. NCBI's taxonomy places the organism in Eukaryota, Metazoa, Chordata, Actinopteri, Cypriniformes, Xenocyprididae. The record is from RefSeq and is a predicted model, not a curated record.
GGAUGAUCACUUAAGGUCACUAAAUACCACAAGUGCUGCUUUUGAGGCAUUAGCAAGAUUGUACCCUAACUAAAAUGAUCCUGAAUAUGGCAAGAAGAAAGUAUUUAACAGAUAAAUGUUAAAUGCCAACUUCCCAUAAGUUCUGGCAAGACUUUCACUACUGUCACUGUUAUUGAUAUAAUUAACAGAUUGUUUAUGCUGGUUUGUAUAGGCCAUAAAUAGUGAGAACUUUCACCAUGUAUCUAAAUGAGUCUGUCUUCUCACUGGUCUUGACUUUGCACUCUUUGGAACUGCCUGAGACAAACAUUUACCCUGCAUUGAUAUUUGGAGUAGUAACAUACCUGUUUAUCUUACUCUGCAAUCUAACAAUUAUUAUUACAAUUUGCUUGAACAGGAAUCUUCACAAACCAAUGUACAUAUUGUUGCUUAACCUGCCUAUCAAUGAUGCAAUGGGGGCUACAAGCCUUUUUCCUCAGCUGCUGUAUAGUAUAUGGUCUCAGGACAGAUCAAUAUCCUACUCUGCAUGUUUGCUUCAAGGCUUUUUUGUACACCUGAAUGGUGGAGCAUCUUAUCUUAUUCUUACUGCUAUGGCCUAUGACAGAUUUAUCGCUAUCUGCUGCCCGUUAAGAUAUGGAGCCAUUAUGACAACCAAUAACUUGGUGAAAAUCAUAACUGGGUUGUGGCUUUUUAAUUUUGCUGCUAUAAUUGUACUUUUCUGUCUUCUAAUACCUUACAGGAUUUGCCAGACACACAUGACAGACCUUGUCUGCUAUAAGACAGCAUUAAUGAAACUCUUAUGCGAUGGCACAGAGGUGAACAAUAUCUAUGGGUUGUGUUGCAUAAUUUUUUACCACGGCCUUUCACUUUCUGUUGUGGCAUUUACAUACAUUCAUAUACUAAUCACAUGUGUUUCUAAUAAGCAAUCUGAUGCAAAGAUUAAGGCACUUGAGACAUGUGGUACUCAUUUGGUCGUCUUUCUUUUCUUAGAGUUUAACACUCUUUUUCCUCUUCUUGCACAUCGAUCUGAGAGUGUUCCAGCUCACCUACGCAGAGUGUUUUCUAUCUCCAAUUUUAUCUUUCCUCCUCUUGUGAAUCCACUUGUCUAUGGUUUUAAAACUAAAGAGAUCAGACAGAAAAUUCUCACCUGUUUCAAAAACAAAAUAAGCAGUGUCUGAAUUAAACGUCUCCUUGUGUGAAAAUA